This is a messenger RNA of Heterobilharzia americana, 735 nucleotides long. The record is from the annotation of a GenBank genome assembly. NCBI's taxonomy places the organism in Eukaryota, Metazoa, Platyhelminthes, Trematoda, Strigeidida, Schistosomatidae.
GGGGAAGUGUGUGACGCUACAAAGGUUUCAAUUGCUCAAUAGGUGAGCAGAACGAAUUUGGCUCUUUCUUGGUAGGCCAAUCACAGUAUACAGUCGCGCUCAUUGUCGAUUAUAUGAGUAUUUCAGCUUGCUUGUUGUUUCUCAUCAAUACUACCUGCACCGAGUUGUGAUUUUCGAGGGAACAUUUAAAUCAUUAUUCGUAUCUAUGAUUAGCUUCAAACUGCAUGGUUUUUGAUAGCGUUUUGAUCUGUAUCUGGAGUUCUUUGCGUUGUUUUGCGAUGUUAGAUGGAGUAAAGGAUUUUACAGUUAGUUCAACACUUCAGAAAAAUUUCAAAGAGUUUGGAAAGGCUCACUUAUUUGACAAACUUCCUGAAACUUGUUGGCAUUCGGAUUGCGGCAGUCCGCAGUGGAUUCUCUUGGUUCUGGAUAACAUUCGUCGCCUGACUUCACUGAAAAUACAGUUUCAAGGAGGAUUUUCAAGUCCUGAAGUUAAAAUCGAAGGGUGGAGUGACGAUGAACAGAGCAAGUGUGAGUGUUUAGUUUUUCCUGAAGAUAAUAAUUCAGUUCAAACAUUUGACAUCCCACUACUUAAAGGAUGUUCAAGCUAUCGUUUCGUUUUUAACAAGUCUUCAGAUCUGUUUGGUCGCAUUGUGGUAUAUGAACUAGAACCUUUCUUUGAGUAAAUAAUGUCUUUUUCAGUACUUUCCCGAAUAUAUCCCGAUGGUUCCUUCUGUA